AUGCUGCUACGCAAGGACGAGAAGGUCCACGCAAAGAGAGUGUGGUUGACCAAGCUCCACCUGCUGCUCAACUUGGCGGCUGGGCUGCUAGUGACUGCUGCAGGGGGCGCAGCUUUCAUCGCCAAGCGAGACGCUGGCCAACAGCACUUCGCGACGCCCCACUCGUGGGCAGCGCUGGUGACGGGCAUGUUCUUCGCGCUCAACGUGUUCCAGGGGCUGCUGCUCACGUUCGAGGGCGUGAAGGCCAACUGGCAGUGGAAGGACGAGACUCACGUGCUCACAGGUAUGCUGGUCUACGUUGGAGGAGUCGCCACUAUGCUCUACGGGCUGCACACGAGCCACUGGGGCGCCAAGAACUUCUCGCCGGAGCGGCAGUUCCAGCUCACUGUGCUCAUCAUCGCGGCGCACGUGACGCUGCUGGGCAAGUCGCUGGUGCUGCAGCGUCGCGAGAGCCAAGCGCGGAUGCAGAAGGCGGCUAAAGUGGCAUGA
Messenger RNA from Phytophthora sojae, 489 nucleotides. RefSeq lists its product as hypothetical. The coding region runs from base 1 to 489 and encodes 162 amino acids. The transcript has 2 exons. The record is from RefSeq and is a predicted model, not a curated record. NCBI's taxonomy places the organism in Eukaryota, Oomycota, Peronosporomycetes, Peronosporales, Peronosporaceae. Gene Ontology annotation, molecular function: transmembrane monodehydroascorbate reductase activity.